Messenger RNA from Nomia melanderi (Alkali bee), 1914 nucleotides. RefSeq names its product serine proteinase stubble. Gene Ontology annotation, molecular function: serine-type endopeptidase activity. NCBI's taxonomy places the organism in Eukaryota, Metazoa, Arthropoda, Insecta, Hymenoptera, Halictidae. Gene Ontology annotation, biological process: proteolysis. The record is from RefSeq and is a predicted model, not a curated record.
UGGAGGAGGAACCAACACAGGGAAACGCAGUCGAUUCGGAAGGACAGAUGAGAUUUUUCGACGAACUCGGUCUGAUACCACAAACAUGUACGUACAAAGGAGCAACUUUCGACUGCGGCCUUAGUAUCAGUUGCGUUCUCGGUGGCGGUCGUCCUGUCGAUCUGUGUUCUGGAGGGCUGAUUUGGAGUUGUUGCGUCGACGAUGACGAUAUCCCCGAGAAAGUACCACGGCCCACUGCCGGAUUACUACAAAAUGCUAGUUGCGGUGAACUUUAUACGAGAAGUAAUAGGAUCGUGGGUGGACACAGUUCUGGGUUCGGCAGUCACCCUUGGCAGGCGGCUAUAAUUAAGUCGGGAUUCCUCACCAAGAAAUUGUCGUGUGGUGGCGCUUUGUUGAACAACAGAUGGGUCGUGACUGCGGCUCAUUGCGUUGCAACGACACCGAACGGCAACUUGAAAGUACGUCUCGGCGAGUGGGACGUGAGAGACGCAUCGGAGCGAUUGUUACACGAAGAAUUUAAUAUCGAGAGGAAGGAGGUCCAUCCGCAAUAUUCGCCAACCGAUUUUCGAAACGACGUAGCGUUGAUAAAGUUGUCGAGAACGGUAGCGUUCAAACAGCAUAUCGUGCCUGUCUGUUUGCCAGCGAAAAAUCUGAAAAUUUCUGGGCGCACCGCAACCGUUGCUGGCUGGGGUAGAACCAGACAUGGACAGAGUUCGGCGCCGACUGUUCUUCAAGAAGUCGACGUAGAAGUAAUUCCUAACGAAAGAUGCCAAAGAUGGUUCAGAGCAGCCGGGAGACGGGAAACCAUUCACGAUGUUUUCCUGUGUGCCGGUUAUAAGGAGGGUGGACGGGAUUCUUGUCAGGGCGAUUCAGGUGGACCGUUGACAAUGUCCGUCGAGGGAAGGCACGUACUGAUCGGACUCGUGUCGUGGGGUAUCGGAUGUGGUCGCGAACACUUACCCGGCGUGUAUACGAAUAUUCAGAAAUUUGUACCAUGGAUCGACAAAGUGAUGAGUUAGAUAAUAUAAUCGUUCGUCACGACUGAUAACGACGAUUCAGAUGGAUAUGGUUUGACAGCUACGCACACGAUAGUAUAAUGCGAUCACAACGAAAUACUGGUAUACAUAAUACGGUAUCUCCCCGGACCAAAGUUUACCGUGACUGAUUCAUGUACCACGCAUAACUGGUUCACGCUACAUAUAAUAUUAUAACUUUCUUCCUGUCAAUGAUGGCUCGACGGUUCGAAAUUUAGAUUCCGAAUAACAUCAAAUACAUACAGAUAUAUAAAUAUUAAAUAAUAUAUACACAAGAAAAUAAUAUAACACGACGAUCAGCAAAGGCUACUUUUCUUUUUCCGAAAUGAUUUCUGUUCGUACAUGCAACUUCUCGGGUACUAUAUAAUAUUAUAUACGUGUAUAUAUGUUGGGCUUAUAUACAUACAUUAAUCGUGUACAAACAUCUAUGCGUAUAUAUGUACAUCGUUAGCAAUAGAAUCGUUUUUUGUAUACAUGCGAUACUUUGACGCAGUGAUACUCGCAAGUAAGGAAUCUCCUAGCGCAGAGGUCUAGAAGAAAGACGACGUUAACAAUUAAAUUGUACAUUUAGUUGGAUUUAAAUGUUUGCAGUAAAGAAUUUUAUGAAAUGGAAAAUCAGGUGUAUUUUAUCGUCGACAAAUGAAAUGUUCAGUAAAGUUGAGAUAGAUAUCUACGUUACCGAAAGAAAUUUCCUCGUUUAUCGGCAUCCGAUGCAUUCGAUUGCAGACCAACAGUUUCAUAGUUAUAAUCGUUCCACGAGGUAUACACCUAUAUGUAUGUACCGGCGAUUCAUUUUAACAACAAGUAGUUGGCACGUUCACUGUAAAACCUUUUCAUCUCGAAUAAGAAAAAUAAGAAAAUAUCUUACAAUUGACAUCUC